AUGGACAGACCAGGCCCGGCAAAUCCUCGGCACAUCUGCGAAAUAGGCACAACCGAAGCGGCACGAGAGGCGGUAGAUUUGUCCUCCACGGAGAAAGGCAGCUUUCUUCAUUACCGAAAUCUCCACCUAGAGUCUGAAAAUCGUGCCUUGAAAAGCACACCGAGCCCUAAAGCCCAUGUCCGCAAUGGCACGUAUGUCGGGAUAAGAGACGCAAAUUAUCAGCAAGACUUUUUCCUGGGAAUACAAUAUGCUCAGCAGCCGGUGGGUGAUCUGCGAUUCUCCGUGCCAAAAUCUCUAAACGAGAGUUGGGAAGGCGAACGCAAUGCGACAGAAUAUUCUGAUAUCUGUGUCGGCUAUGGAACAGAUUCUAUCUGGUAUCCCAUGUCUGAAGCCUGUCUAACCCUGAACGUUAUCCGGGGAUCAUCAGUGGACCAGGACUCGAAUGGUCUCCCUGUCGGCGUUUGGAUCCAUGGAGGCGGGUUCUACAUGGGAUCUGGUGCAGAUCAGCGCUAUAACAUGUCUGCCAUCGUGUCAAACUCAUAUGAAAUCGGCAAACCCUUUAUUGCCGUGACCCUCAAUUAUCGGCUUUCGGCUUGGGGUUUCUUGAGUUCCAGCCAAGUCACUGGCAGUGGCAAUACUAACCUUGGUCUCCGAGAUCAGAGGUUGGCACUACAAUGGAUCCGUGAGAAUAUUCAGGCAUUUGGGGGGAAUCCAGACAAAGUCACAAUAUGGGGAGAGUCAGCAGGAGCCGUGUCGGUUGGCUAUCAUCUAACCGCAUACGGUGGAAGAGAUGAUGGCCUAUUCCGCGGAGCGAUCAUGCAAUCCGGAGGCUCGAUCGCAUCCAAUCCAUCUAACCACACCGAAUAUCAAGAUCAGUACGAUGACUUGGUGCUAAAACUUAAUUGCUCAGACGUGGCCGACACGCUGCAGUGUCUGCGCGAAGUUCCAUUUCCGGAAUUAAACUCUGUGCUCAAUGGUACUGACGGCCAAUCGGAAUAUAACUUCUCCCCAGUGCUGGAUGGCGACCUAAUCAGGAACUGGGGGAGCGUGCAUCUAGAUCGACAUGAAUUCGUCCGCGUGCCUAUUAUUGCUGGCACCAAUACCGACGAAGGAACAGCCUUUGGCCCUACGGGGAUCAACACGACGGCACAAUUCUACUCGUAUCUCACAGACGGCUCGUUCCGUUUCCAAAUCCCCCCCACGAUAGCAAACCAGAUCCUUAAGCUUUACCCCGACGACCCAUCACAAGGCAUCCCAUCAUACCUGGGAAACAAGCGAGUGCCAUCCAAUGGAUAUCAAUGGCGACGCACAUCGGCCUUCGCAGGGGACUUCUCCAUGCACGCAAACCGACGACGACAAUGCGAAGUGUGGGCGGAAACCUCUACCAUAGCAUAUUGCUAUCGAUUUAAUGUGCGUAGUGCUUCCGUUCCAUACCUCUCUGGUGCCACGCAUUUCGAGGAAGUGGCCUUUGUCUUUCACAACUACGCCGGGCUUGGGUACCAUUACGGGAAACCAUUCACAGGGAUGCCCGAGGCGUACAAAGUUCUGAGCAGACUGAUGGCGAGCAUGUGGGCGUCGUUCAUCCACGACCUAGAUCCGAAUUCGGGCAUCAACAGUUCACAAUGGAAUGCGUAUGGGUGGUCCGCUCCGCCGGUUGAUCUGGUGUUUGAUGCCAACGUGACGAGCUCUCUGGAGCCGGACACGUGGCGCAAGGAAGGUAUUGAUUACAUCAACUCUAUGGCGAGGGCGUUCUGGCGAUGA
Aspergillus tanneri is the source of this 1761-nucleotide messenger RNA. RefSeq lists its product as uncharacterized. The transcript is spliced from 5 exons. The record is from RefSeq and is a predicted model, not a curated record. NCBI's taxonomy places the organism in Eukaryota, Fungi, Ascomycota, Eurotiomycetes, Eurotiales, Aspergillaceae. Bases 1 to 1761 code for a protein of 586 amino acids.